UAGCCUUGGUGGCGACGGCGAUGGCUGACGGUGGAUACGGAGGACGCGGAGGUGGAGGUGGAGGAGGUGGAGGAGGCCUGAACGGAGGAUUCGGAGGAGGUGGCGCAGUCGGCGGUGGAUUCGGAGGAAAUGGAGGCGGUGGUGGAUUUGGUGGUGGCGGAUUCGGAGGAAAUGCUAUUGGAGGAGGAGUCGGCGGUGGAGCUGGAGGUGGAUUCGGAGGUGGAGCUGGUGGCGCUGGAGGUUAUGGCGGCAAUGGUGGAGGCGGAGUAGGAGGAGGCAGCGUGGCUCCUGGAAUUCUCGUUGGAAGCGGAAGCCUUCCAAGUGUUGGCGGUGGAAGCGGCGGUUUCGGCGGUGGAAACGGCGGUUUCGGCGGUGGAAACGGCGGUUUUCGGCGUGGAAACGGCGGUUUCGGCGGUGGAAACGGCGGUUUCGGCGGUGGAAAUGGUGGAUUUGGUGGUAGUGGUGCUGGAGGUCAUGGACGAAGCUACGGAAGGAAAUGAGUUUUAUGUCACCAAAGUUGAC
Molecule: messenger RNA, 522 nt
Organism: Penaeus monodon (black tiger shrimp)
Lineage: Eukaryota; Metazoa; Arthropoda; Malacostraca; Decapoda; Penaeidae
Product: glycine-rich cell wall structural protein 1-like
Exons: 1
Coding region: 21-500 (159 amino acids)
Source: RefSeq, a predicted model, not a curated record